AUGCGUAGUGGGUUAGCCGCGCGGGGACUAACCCCGGAGGGCAUUAGUCUGGUUACCGACCGAAACCAGUUGGAAGAGGCGGUAACCAGGUAUAUAGAAUGCGUGGAGGAGGUGAGUAGUAAGACCAUCCCUCCCCACAAACCCCCCAAAACGAAAAAACGCUUUCCUUGGUGGAACGAUGAGCUUGAAAGGAUGCGGCGCGAAGUAAACACAAAACGCCGCCGGGUUCGAUGUGCGGCACCGCGUCGCAGAGAAUGUGUGGUUGACGAGUACCUGAUCGCCAAGGCGGAGUAUGAACGGAGGGUUGUCAGCGCCCAAACGGAGGGAUGGAAGGCUUUUACCUCGAUGCAAGAGCGGGAGUCUAUGUGGGAUGGAAUCUACCGGGUGCUGAGAAGAGCGGCGGGUCACCGCGAGGACCAGCUCCUCGUGGAGGGCGGAGUUGUGCAGAGCCCGGACCAGUCGGCCGCGCUGCUAGCCAGGACAUUCUUCGCCGAUGACGAUGACGGUACAGACUCUGAAGUCCACGCCGUCAUCCGAAGCCGAGCGGACCUGGUUGGCAUGCGCUUACCUGAUGAUACCGACGACCCCCAGAUCACCAGGGGAGAGUUGGUUCGGACUCUGCGCAGCUUCAACCCUAAAAAGGCGCCGGGUCAGGAUGGGUUCACCAGCGACAUAUGCUGGCACGCCAUAUGCGCGGACGAACAUUUGUUCCUUACCAUCCUGAACCGGUGUCUUGACCUGGCGUGCUUUCCAGCGCCGUGGAAGGAGGCUUCUGUCGUGGUGCUCAGGAAACCAGCGCGUCCAGACUAUGCCCGCGCAAAGUCGUACCGCCCCAUUGGACUCCUUUCCAUCUUGGGCAAGAUCUUUGAGAAAAUUCUGUGUCGUCGAAUCCGAUGGCACGUCUUGCCCAAGUCCAAUGCAAGGCAGUAUGGCUUCACACCCGCAGCGGAGCACGGAGGAUACGCUGCGUCUUGUCGAGGAUUACUUCCGGGACCGAAGCGUCGCUGUGCACUACGCGGGAAGAACUGUGCGGAAGGCACAGACCAAAGGCUGCGUUCAAGGCUCUAUAGGUGGACCUCUGUUUUGGAACAUGCUGCUGGACCCCCUCCUGGACAGCCUGGAUGGCUGGGCGCGUACGUGCAGGCGUUCGCGGACGAUAUCGUGUUGGUGUUCUCCGGGCAUACUGCACUCGAGAUCCAACGGGAUGCCAAUGCCGCCCUGGCUGUUGCGAGAGACUGGGGUGUCGUAAAUAAGCUGCGCUUUUCCGCCGAAAAGACUCAGGCGAUGGUAGUCACGCGCAAGCUUAAGUACGACACUCCGGUUGUGCAGCUGGGCGGGGUUGACAUUUCGAUGGUGAACGAGCUCAAGAUCCUCGGGGAAACUGUCGACGAUGGCUCGGGUGGAAUGGGGCUUGUGCUCGGAGAUCAUCAGACGAUAUAUUUCGCGGUCGUCGAACCGACGAUACUGUACGGCGCGAGCUCCUGGGCGAAGGCCGCCGAAAAGAUCUCUGUGCAAAGGUCCUUUGCUACCGUCCAGAGGGGAUUUGCACAGAAGAUUGCUAGGUCACAUCGGACGGUGUCGCUCAACGCAGCGCUCACGCUGGCCGGGCUCCUCCCGCUUGACCUCCGGGUCUGGGAGGCGGCCCGAUUGUUCGAGAGCAAACGGGACGCCCGAUCGAUGAGCUGGACUCCCGCGAACUGGAGGAGCGUGUGGCCUUUACCGAGGCUCCUCACCCUGCCAGUGAGCCGGACGUAG
Molecule: messenger RNA, 1755 nt
Organism: Danaus plexippus (monarch butterfly)
Lineage: Eukaryota; Metazoa; Arthropoda; Insecta; Lepidoptera; Nymphalidae
Exons: 3
Coding region: 1-1755 (584 amino acids)
Source: RefSeq, a predicted model, not a curated record